Molecule: messenger RNA, 3845 nt
Organism: Paramisgurnus dabryanus
Lineage: Eukaryota; Metazoa; Chordata; Actinopteri; Cypriniformes; Cobitidae
Source: RefSeq, a predicted model, not a curated record
GGGGGAUUAUCCUUGCUAUUAUAGCAAGCUAAUUAGCGUGCUAUAUUUGUGUCAGGGUUGUUAUGUAACUAGCUUAACACAAUCAUUCCUAAAAUAUAUUGCGUCUCGUAUAAAUUUGGAAAGCUGUUUUUUACGAGAUGCGGUGUGGACGUCACGAAGUCCGGAGGUUUGCUAUAGAUAGCAAUGGCGUCAGCUAGUGUUCCGCGACCGAGGCAGCUUAGCACGACAACAGGCCAGUGUUGUUUCACGCAGCUAAAAAUCUGCUAAGACUAUAGCAUGUUACGCGCAGCAUAUAGCAUCCAAACGCUUGUGACAAGUCUCGUAGGAUGACUUACAACCACACAUUAUGUUGAAUACUUUUAAGGCAGGACUCAUCCUGACUCGAAACCGACCGAGCCUGAACCAAGCAACUCUUCAAGAUUCUUUGCAAGAAAGCGGUGCUCUUUGAGCAACGCUAAGUUUCACUUAAACGGAAAAACGGAAGUCGUCAGGCUGGAGUGUGUCCUGAUGGCCGAGUCAGAGACUGACUGUGACACACCAGGUCUCGAUACGUUGGGAUCUGAGUGUGUCAUAGCCCAUACGCAAGUCGGUGACUUGCAUUAUGGGGCAGAAACUGAGAUUAUGACUCAAGAGGACAAACGACUCGACUUGGAAGCUAUUCAUGGCGAUUUAGGAGCGGUGACGUGCGUGGACGUGGUAACGGAGACGGACCAUGACUACAUUAAAUCCGAAAUACACCACGAUCACCAUCAGUACUUCAGCACUGCUGAAAUUAAAGGCGAGCAUUUGCUCGGCGAGGUGCUGUUGAAGACCGAGAUCGGUGGAGAUCAUAUCGUGAAGGUGGAGUCGGACCAUGGAGGGGAACUUACGGUGGAGUCAGAGAACGGCAUUAUUAUUCACGAAGCCCAGGGCCUGCAGUGCAGUGAAUGCGGUGAGAUUUUUGGGAGCAUGACGGAUCUCCACGAACAUUUCGAAAUCCAUAAAGCCACCCACCCAUACAUUUGCGUCCACUGCGGGGAGAGCUUUGCCAUUGAGGCAAGCCUCAGAAGUCACAUGAAGAUUCACAUGAAACUUGAUAAAAGUUAUACCACUGGUCUUGAGAUGGUUGGUAAAGGAGUCAUCGACGCAUUCAGCUUGAAACCACACCAGAUGAUGCACUCUCCCGAAAAGCCACACAGAUGUUCAGAGUGCGGUAAAAGCUUCGCGGCCGCCAUCACUCUCCGAGAGCACAUGAAAAUGCAUUCUGAGGACAAACCCUACAAAUGCACCCAGUGCAGAAAAAGCUUCAUGCGCAGACGCCACCUUAAGAAACAUCAAGAGAUGCAUGCCCGCGACAAGCCGUUUACCUGCGUUCAGUGCGGAAAAGGUUUUGCCACGGCUUCCAAUCUCAAACAGCACCAGAAGACCCACGUCGGCGACAAGCCAAACAGAUGCGCCCAGUGCGGUAAAUGUUUCGCGUCUGCGUCCACGUUACGAGAGCAUAUGAGAAUUCACUCAGGAGAGAAGCCCUACAAGUGCAACCAAUGUAGGAAGAGCUUCGUCAGAAAACGCCAUCUCAAAAAGCACCAGCUGGUUCACCAGGGUGGAAAGCCCUACCGGUGCUCUCAAUGCGACAAGGGUUUCAACCAUUCCUCUUCCUUGUCCAGACAUCACAAGGUCCAUCUGGAGGCAAAGAUGUACGCCCAGGGUGAUAAGGAGUUCCCCUUUGAUGCUCAAAUAAAGAGAGAGAUGCAUGCAGGUGAAAAGCCAUAUAGCUGCAGCCAUUGUGAGAAGAGCUUCAAUCACUCGUCGUCGUUGUCCAGACACCAGAGAACUCAUUCGGAUGGCAAGUCGUACACCUGUGCUCAAUGCGGGAAGCGGUUCAAUCAUUCUUCCUCUCUUGCGAGGCACCAACGGGUUCAUUUGGAGAAAACUACGUAUAGUGCAAUGUCACCAGGAAAGGGAUUCCCUCACACUACCAUCUUGAAACAGAGAAUCCUUCAGAGUGAAAAACCAUACAGGUGCGCUCAGUGCGGAAAGGGUUUCAAUCAUUCAUCCUCUCUGUCGAGGCAUCACCGAAUUCAUCUUACUCAGUAAAAUCUUAUCCCUUCCCAUGUGUGAUGUUUUAGUGCUUAUAGCACCCUUGAUUCAAGAGAGCAUGAUGAUGAUGAUGAUGAUGAUAAAGGGUAUGGUAAAAGAUGCAAGAAAAUGCAAAACGGACUGGCUCUAAAGGAACUCUUUAUUCUGAAUUUGUCCUUUUAACUUUUCAAGAGCAAUGAUUGACACUGAAAACAUGAAGAAACCCCAUUUGUACAGAUUGACUCGAUACACCAAAAUGUUCCAGAAUGAAAAAUGUAUGAUUAAAACCGUAGAUGAAAUUUGAGAAUCAUUCAUUACUGACUUGUGUUAGUCAUGUUGUGUGGCUUCUGGACGCUUUCGGGAAUUUAGGUCUGGCACAGUCUUGAACGGAGUGUAAGGUCAAGUCGGUUUUGAAUGGCAGAUAAUUGAGUGAAUAGCAACUAGCCACUCCCCUAGUCCGUAUCAUUACCUGUCUCUGUAUCAUUAUUGGUUCAAGAAUCUGAUAUCACCUGUAAAUACGUGUUGAUUUUCUUUUAUAUAGAUAUGUAUAGGUAAGUAGUGUGCUGUUUUCUGAAAAAGAGCAUUUUUGAUGUAUUAUCCAGUUAGUCUUAUCCAUCUCUUGUAAGUAAAAUGGGAUGGUGCUUUAAGGGGAUGUCACUAGUUUUGAAUGAGCGGUCUUAAAAUUUAAGGCACAAUAAUUAUUAUAAACCCCUUAUGAUGCCAACUAUUUGAAGUGGCAUCACUGUUAUUAACCUGACUAAUCUGCAGCAGUGGGAUUAUAGGAGCAAAACAACAAGGUGGGAAAAGUAACUGUUGAGUAAGGUAUGGACUUUGCACCUAAUGGUUUUUUCUUCGGGGUGUCAGGUAAUUUUGCUUAAAGGGGGUUGAGCUAACAAUAUUAUCAUAUGCAUUGUUUGUAAGGGAAUUUGGUUAAUCUUUAUUUGGCUAUUGUUUAAAAAUAAAAAAAUGUAAUAAAAAAUAAACGUGGGGCAGACUAAGUAUUCCCUCAGACAUAAACAGUGCUUCUCCCUCUUGCCCACCUCUAUGUUACCAAUGGCUGGCUGUAUAUUACAAAGCUUUGCCCAGCCAUUGUUAUUGUCAGAUCGCAAUGUAAAGCAUUUAGUUGUAUUCUGGAUACACUUUAUGGAGUAUCAACAUUUAUGAAUAAUAGAUUGUGUAUACUUUAAUGCAAAUACAAAAUAUAGCUUGCUUUUCAAAAAUUUUUGAUUUCCUUUGUUUUCCCCAAAUUCCAUGCUUUCUAUUUACAGUUGCGUAUGGAGAUCUUUUACAAACGGAUGUAUUUUUUUAAUAAGGUCUGGGUAAUAUGAAAGGGAAAUGAAAGGAAAAAAUGUUUUUAUGGGAGUGUAUAUUGAAUUGAAACUAUUCUUUCUUUUCCAUUGGAUAACAGUUGUGCUUAAUCAUGUAGCAUAGGUUUCUUCAUUGUGUUAGUUAGGUGCCUUAUUGCAUGCCGUGUAGAAAUGUAUGCUGAGCUAUAAUAAGACAAAAAAAAAGAGGUUUCGGCUCCUUCCCCUUAGUUUCUUUACAUGCUAAUCAAUGUUUUAAUUUGAUUUUUUUGCUUCUCUGUACAUGAAUGUUUACACUGUUACUGUCUUUUUAAUUUUUUGUCUGUCAACUAGCCUCUUACUAGGCUUAGAGGUUAAAGUUACAAUGCCAUUGAUCCACAUGUUGAUUGCCCUCUAUAGUGAUAAAUUCUUGUCCCGUUUGUCUAUCUCCCCCAUCUUUGAGUGGCUCACAUAUAUGGUUAAAUAAAGGCUGUUGACUAUCAA